UGAGGUUUUUGUAAUUUGUGCAAGUUCUGAACGUUUCCUGCGAUUCCCUACCAUGACAGCACAACUGAAUCCCUUUCGGAAAGCUUUCCAGCAGCCGACGAGGCAACGCAUCAACUGGUUCCCCGGACACAUGAACAAGGGCAUGCGCCAGAUCCAACAGAAGCUGCGUAACGUCGAUUGCAUUGUGGAAAUACACGACGCGCGCAUUCCGCUUGCCGGUCGUAACUCUCAGUUCUUCGACACCAUAACGGGCAGCGGCGUAAAGCCGCAUAUACUUGUCCUCAAUAAGAUCGAUCUGCUGGGCCCCAAGCAGCAGCGCAGCGUGACCCAACAGCUACGCCGGCAGCAGCCGGAACUGAGGAAUAUUCUGUUUACCAACUGCAAGGAUCAGCGGAAUCAUGGAGUGCUGGACAUACUGCCCCUGGCCACGCGACUGGUGGCAGACAGCAGUCGCUACAAUCGCGCCCAGAGCGCCGAGCACAACAUCAUGAUCAUCGGCGUGCCCAAUGUGGGCAAGAGCUCCAUCAUCAAUGUGCUGCGCAAUGUGCAUCUGAAAAAGCGCAGUGCCGCACGUGUUGGCGCAGAGGCUGGCGUGACGCGUGCCGUCGGGGAGCGCAUCAAGAUCCAGGAGAAGCCAGCGGUCUACAUGAUCGACACGCCCGGCAUACUGCAGCCAUCGGUGACGGACGACGAGAUGGGCAUGAAGCUGGCGCUGGUUGGCUGCCUGCCCGAUCACAUUGUGGGCGAGGACUUGAUUGCCGACUACCUGCUCUACUGGCUGAACAAGCACCGACGCUUCGAGUAUGUGGAGAAGCUGUCGCUCAGCUCCGGUCCCAGCGACAGCAUCAGCACUGUGUUGGCGGAAUACGCGCACACCGAAGGCCUGUUCCACCGCGUCAAGCAGUACGACGGCCAGGUGGAGGUGAUGACAAAUUUAUUGGCUGCCGCUCGAAAAUUUAUACAUUUUUUUCGCACCGGCCAGCUGGGCAGCAUCAAUCUGGAUGAGCAGUCAUGAGUCUUAGCCUAGGGGUUACAUAUAUGUGUUUGUUAAGUAAAAAUGAAACUGUUGGAA
This is a messenger RNA of Drosophila guanche, 1072 nucleotides long. Its product is annotated as mitochondrial GTPase 1. The record is from RefSeq and is a predicted model, not a curated record. Gene Ontology annotation, molecular function: GTP binding; GTPase activity. The coding region runs from base 53 to 1015 and encodes 320 amino acids. Lineage: Eukaryota; Metazoa; Arthropoda; Insecta; Diptera; Drosophilidae. Gene Ontology annotation, cellular component: mitochondrion. The transcript has 2 exons.